Messenger RNA from Paramisgurnus dabryanus, 570 nucleotides. The record is from RefSeq and is a predicted model, not a curated record. Lineage: Eukaryota; Metazoa; Chordata; Actinopteri; Cypriniformes; Cobitidae.
AAAAUCAGCUAAACAGUGACAGUACAUUUGUUUCGUGUUGCUGUAGGAUGUCUGACAACGCAGAAUCUCCCACAGAAAAUCAAAAAGAUGAGCCUUCUACACAACACACUGUCACUGAACACACGGGAUCAUCGGAUGAAAAGAAAAAGAUUGAUAUACUGUUAAAGGCAGUCGGUGAUACACCCAUCAUGAAGACAAAGAAAUGGUCUGUAGAGAGAGGAAGAACAAUACAGUCACUCUCUCAGUUCAUCUCACGCUUCCUCAAGCUGGAGCCUAGUGAACAACUGUUCAUUUAUGUCAAUCAGUCAUUUUCUCCAUCACCAGACCAAGAAGUGGGUGUGCUCUUUGAGUGUUUUGGAAGUGAUGGAAAACUGGUUCUCCAUUAUUGCAAGUCCCAGGCCUGGGGAUGAGCUGGUUCUCCAUUUCUUGACCUCUUUCUGUCUUUUUCAUGUGUACACUUGCGCGCACACACACACGGCAUCAAAACCCAUUUACACAUCUUUUUUUUUAACUUAUUGAUUUUUCAUGUGUUGUUAUUGUAAAUAAUAAAGUGUAAAUAAUAUUGUUAAA